Molecule: messenger RNA, 661 nt
Organism: Cutaneotrichosporon oleaginosum
Lineage: Eukaryota; Fungi; Basidiomycota; Tremellomycetes; Trichosporonales; Trichosporonaceae
Source: RefSeq, a predicted model, not a curated record
UAGGGGUGCCUGAUACCUGCAUAUACCUGAAUAUGCUGUGCCAAUUCCAGUCCACAGCCCCGACGCCACCUGCUCACUCCUCACAACUGCUCCAGGUUUAUUGUAUCCUGCUGCUCUAACAUGGCACGGACUUGCAUCCUCGCAACUCUUCGGUGCGGCUGUGCAUUUGGUCAAUUGGCCGCCUUGGUAACUGGGAAACUUGGGCCUGUGGAUGGUAGUGCUGCUGGUGGUGGGUGGCGAAGAUGGGAAGCGAGUUCUUGGCGGAAUGUGCUGGUCAGCUGGGCGCGACAGCUGACGCUCAGGGCGCCAAGAAACGGCAAAUCCGACGUCACUCGACCGCCCUUGUUUGUCUCCGCUUGCUCUCCUCCGCCGCACCUCUUGUUGCUUGCUGUUGCUGUAUUGCACUCGCGCUCUCGAUCGCUCAACUCUCUUCUGGGUAUCCGAAAUGUUCUCUUCUUCAUGCUCCUCUACUGUAUUCUGUCCCUUCUAUUCGCCUCUCAGCCAGCGCUCUCCGCCGUAAAGCGCUCACGCCGAGCCUCCUCCCUGCCGCAGCUUCCCGCCUCGCAGUCAUAAGCUUGACUCGGCGCGAGUAAUAACUCGACUCCAAGCAUGACUCGGCCCGCUCCCCUCUUUCCUCCUCCUCCUCCUCUGCUCUCUUGCC